GACAACCCAACGCCUUCCUCACCACCACGGAAAAAGCGACGGCACAACACCCGGCCGUCCAGCUCUUCAGAGGAAACUCUGUUAAAAAGGAAGAGCCGUCCACGGGUCGUAUCGGUGAUAACGAUACCUCCAGCCGAGCAGGUGAUCAUCCGACCCAACAAGGAUUCUAAACGUCCUCCGCAGCCGGAGGAACCGCUUAUCCAGGAAGAUCUAAUAGAUCCGACCACGCCGCCACGGGCAAUAACUCCGGACUACCAGCCCGCGGAAGUACCUCCGCUAAUCCAGGACGAGCCACCCGUUUCGCCAACUCCAGCGGCGAUUCCUCCAGCCGGUACUGCACACCACGAGACUGCCGUAACGUGGGAAUUAGAACGCCUAUCACUUCAGCCGCCACGUUUCAGUCGACCGCGGCACCCACCUCUCGAACCGCGGGAUCCAAGGAGUUCACGCCCUAUCUCGCCGCGUCACAGUGUGACCACCGCAGACAAGUGGACCCAGACCAGCACCUACGCUACAGCACGGAGGGAGAAGCAGCGGGUUAAGAAAAGGCAGCGAGCUCCACUCACAGAAACCAAACAGCUCUUGUAA
This is a messenger RNA of Vollenhovia emeryi, 588 nucleotides long. Its product is annotated as proline-rich receptor-like protein kinase PERK9. The record is from RefSeq and is a predicted model, not a curated record. The annotation marks the transcript as partial. Lineage: Eukaryota; Metazoa; Arthropoda; Insecta; Hymenoptera; Formicidae. The transcript has a single exon.